Cylicocyclus nassatus is the source of this 321-nucleotide messenger RNA. The record is from the annotation of a GenBank genome assembly. NCBI's taxonomy places the organism in Eukaryota, Metazoa, Nematoda, Chromadorea, Rhabditida, Strongylidae.
AAAUCUCUUCAGAAUGAAGUGGGCCCUUAUUGUCCUGCUGCUUCUUUUUAACCUUGUUCAACCAAUCCAACCAUCAACCAACCCUCGGACAGUUGAUGACCCAGUGUAUUGGAGUCUCUGCGAAGGAAUGGAUAGCAAAGAUCCUCUUGUCAGAAAAUUGGCCAAAAAAGGAUGUAACUCUCUCUGUAAAAAAAAGGGGUGGUACUACGGCGCUUGCAGGACCGUGGGAGUGUGCACGUGCAUAUAAACGAGAUUGAUUUGAGCAUGGCAUGAUCCAGCUUUCUCAUGUUCUCUGCCAUCGUGAUGUCUGCUUUGCGAAAC